Colletotrichum spaethianum is the source of this 516-nucleotide messenger RNA. Its product is annotated as AIG2-like protein C. The coding region runs from base 1 to 516 and encodes 171 amino acids. Lineage: Eukaryota; Fungi; Ascomycota; Sordariomycetes; Glomerellales; Glomerellaceae. The record is from RefSeq and is a predicted model, not a curated record. The transcript has 2 exons.
AUGGAGCCAAAGGUCUUCUUCACCGUAGUGCAAGGCAACGGCAACCCGCCCCAGGCCAUCAAGAACCUCUACACCUUCACUCCGGCCGUGCUGACCGGCUUCACGCGCCACCGCGUCCAGUUCGCCGACUACCCCGGCAUGAUCCCCGAUGACGGCGGUUCCGUGCUCGGCAUCUACGCGACGGGCCUCACGGACGCCAACGUCAGCAAGCUCGACUUUUUCGAGGGCUCCGAGUACGAGAAGAGGAUCGUCAAGGUCAAGGUCCGGGGUGGUGUGGACGGCGGCGAGGACGAGGAGGAGAAGGAGGCCACGGCCUACAUCUACAAGCGCCCAGAAUUCCUGGAGCGCCGGGAGUGGUCGUUUGACGAGUUCCGCAAGGAAAAGAUGCACGUCUGGACGCGCGAGAGCUACGUCUUUGAGGGCUGCGAUGACUUUGCGGAAUUUGAGAAGAUCGAGCACGAGGACGCCAAGGGCCACGACGAGAAGGACGAUGCGGUCAAGCAAGGCGGUGCCUAG